AUGGACUCGGAAGAAUAUUCACAUGGUGAUGUUCAAGACUUGCAUACACAACUUUUUGUAACCAAUUCAUACAACAAGAAGAUCCGGCCGUUGGUUGACCAAGACACAGUUCUUAAUAUCUCUAUAGACUUUCAUCUUAGUGCGAUAACACAAUUUGAUGAACAAGAUGAGAGUCUUUCCACAGCCGGGUAUUUGCAUAUAAAAUGGACUGACGAGUUCCUCACUUGGAAUCCCGAUGACAACAAUGGCAUUAAUUGGAUAAUAAUCGUGUUGAAGUCAACAUGUUCCGUGGAUAUCACAUACUUUCCAUUUGAUGCCCAGAAAUGUAGUAUGGUGUUGAAGUCAACAUGUUCCGUGGAUAUCACAUACUUUCCAUUUGAUGCCCAGAAAUGUAGUAUGGUAUUUGUAGUUUGGAGUUACACACACAUUGAAAUUGAGUUACUAACACAAAAAGGAUUCGGACUGGCUGAAUAUUCAGGAAGCUCAACAUGGAAGAUUGUUUCUGCAGUGUCAGAGUUCAAUAAUAACUUGUACAUACCGAAAGCUACAUUCACUCUGAAUUUGCAGAGGAAACCCCUAUUUUACAUGUUGAACAUGCUGCGACUUCUAAACCGGGAAGAAACAAAUUGCCCAGUAGGCGGAUGUUACAGAUGCCUUUAUAAACUAGUCAAAUGCUUUCGUUGUAAAACAUGUAAACCACGCCCCAGUAAGGUUUCCAAUUUACAAAGCCAUGAUAAUGGAAUCGAUGAAAGUUCAGGCGAGGGAAAUGAAACGGUUACCUGGCCAGAUGUUAUUGAUGCCAUUGACUUUCUAUGCUUCUGGCCACAGGACGACAUCUGGAAACCGGAUGUUUCAUUGCAUAAUUCCUACAGCCCAUUCAAGGGCCUUGGUUCCUCUCAUUUAAACGCCUGGAUACUUAGCACAGGUUUCGUACAGUGGGAACCAUUCCAGGUGUUGAAGUCAACAUGUUCCGUGGAUAUUACAUACUUUCCAUUUGAUGCCCAGAAAUGUAGUAUGGUUUUUGUAGUUUGGAGUUACACACACGUUGAAAUUGAGUUACUAACACAAAAUGGAUUCGUACUGGCUGAAUAUUCGGGAAGCUCUACAUGGGAGAUCGUUUCUGCAGUGUCAGAGUUCAAUAAUAACUUGUACAUACCGAAAGCUACAUUUAAUUUGAAUUUGCAGAGGAAACCCCUAUUUUACAUGUUGAACAUGGUCAUUCCUAUCAUUUUUCUGUCGAUAAUGAAUAUAUUUACAUUCACGCUGCCUGCAAAGUCGGGAGAAAGAGCAUCGUACGCCGUUACCCUUUUCUUAUCAAUUUCUGUUUUCUUAACCAUCAUCGCCGCUGAAUUUCCCAAGAACUCGGACAACCUCUCAUAUUUAGCUCUGUACCUCACAAUCAUGACAAGCAUUUCCACAAUAUUUGUAAUUAUCACUGUACUGCAGCUGCGACUUCUAAACCGGGAAGAAACAAAUUGCCCAGUAGGCGGAUGUUACAGAUGCAUAUAUAAAUUAGUCAAAUGCUUACGUUGUAAAACAUGUAAACCACGCCCCAGUAAGGUUUACAAUUUACAAAGCCAUGAUAAUGGAAUCGAUGAAAGUUCAGGGGAGGGAAAUGAAAAGAUAACCUGGCCUGAUGUUAUUGAUGCCAUUGACUUUCUAUGCUUCUGGAUAGGAAGCGUUGUGACAUUUACCGUGACAAUGACAAUAUUACUGGCUCUUCUGAACAAUCCCGAUAGAGAUUAAAGUACCCCGUACCACGACCAAUGUUUUAAUUAAGAAAUAAUAUAUCCCAAAUACAAUGUAGUGAUUUUAUAGUUAAAUAAAAUCACUGUUUGAGAUAUCUUAUUACAAGCCUUGCCACUUUAUAGCCCAAAUCAGCCUCGCCUGAUUAAAUUGAUAGCAUGUUAUUCUAUAUAUAGAACAGUUAUUUCAUUACAUUGUUACACACAUUUGAAAUUGGACAUUCUAUGUUCAAAAUGUACCAUAGAAUAUA
Messenger RNA from Ruditapes philippinarum (Manila clam), 1996 nucleotides. RefSeq names its product neuronal acetylcholine receptor subunit alpha-2-like. The record is from RefSeq and is a predicted model, not a curated record. The transcript has 7 exons. Gene Ontology annotation, biological process: chemical synaptic transmission; nervous system process; signal transduction. Lineage: Eukaryota; Metazoa; Mollusca; Bivalvia; Venerida; Veneridae. Gene Ontology annotation, molecular function: neurotransmitter receptor activity; extracellular ligand-gated monoatomic ion channel activity; transmembrane signaling receptor activity. Gene Ontology annotation, cellular component: membrane; neuron projection; synapse. The coding region runs from base 1 to 1746 and encodes 581 amino acids.